Messenger RNA from Phyllopteryx taeniolatus (common seadragon), 11822 nucleotides. RefSeq names its product cytosolic 5'-nucleotidase 1A-like. Lineage: Eukaryota; Metazoa; Chordata; Actinopteri; Syngnathiformes; Syngnathidae. The coding region runs from base 10601 to 11497 and encodes 298 amino acids. The record is from RefSeq and is a predicted model, not a curated record. The transcript is spliced from 5 exons. Gene Ontology annotation, molecular function: 5'-nucleotidase activity; nucleotide binding; magnesium ion binding. Gene Ontology annotation, biological process: nucleotide metabolic process; adenosine metabolic process. Gene Ontology annotation, cellular component: cytosol; cytoplasm.
UUUACUUUGUUUAUAUUUGUAGCUUUAUACCUCUUGAUGUGCAAUUAUUUUAUUAUGGUGUGUGCAAUUUACCUUUGAAGAGCUUCUAAAGUCCUGGUUUAAGACAGCUGCAUUUCACUGAUAAAUGUUAUUUGACAAGGUUUACAAUGACAAUGCAAGUUCCUACUCUGUCUUAUUUGAACUUUUAUCUUAUCUACUGGCCUGGUAUGUAUACUGCAACAUUUUUUCAUCAUUCUUGCAGGGCUACAGGUGUUGAAGCUGGUCUAUAACUAUACUUCUAAUAUAGUAGCAAAAAUGUGAUAUACUGGAAACAGAGCCUAUUAUGCCAUGUGACAUUUGGGUGGGUUUGUAUACCUGGGUAAAAUACAGUUUGGAGUUUUACUUAGGGUUAUGUAGCCAUGCCAUGUCAGUGCAGCAGACCUAUCAAUUUGCCUGUCUAAUCUGGAGAUAAUCCUAAUCCCGUUAGUGUAAACACUACUGGCAUCUGUGCCUGCAAACAGCAAGGCGGUCAUUAUAAUGAACCUAUCAAAAGAUCCUCAAGGUUUCACAUUGAGUGAGUGCUCAGUGGCUCGCGCUAAACUCCCUCAAAUUGCUUGUGACACAAUCACACUGAAUGUGAACAGCUUCUGCAGGUGAGCCACUUACAAUAAGGAUGCGCAACUCAUUACAAAAUCACAUAAUCAUAAAUAAUUACAGUGGUACCUUGAUGAAGUAGUUGAAUUAAUUCCGCGACCCCAAUUUACUCGUAUCGUCCCAACAACAAUACAAACAACAGCAGCAACAGUAGCAUUGUAUGUGUGCCUUUAAGGGGCAUGGGCUAGUGACUGACAUCUUGGCCCAAUUUGGCUCUUUGUACUCGCGGCCGACAACGCACACAUUGCAUCACGUGACCCAUGAAUUGCCCCACGCAGCACCUCUGCGUAGCUUACCGACAAAAAUUGUUGCUGGCUUCAUCAGGCUUCAUCAGUUCAUGCAACAAGGCUUAGGACCGACUACCCUAAGUUGGCGUGGAAAAACAACUAUUUAUGCUUCAAGUUGGAGGCACGCCCCGAACCACGUAUGCUAUCAUUCUUUUGGAAUGCAAAAAAAGGACUCAACUCAACUCAGGCUAGUCUGUCCUAACUACGCCUUGUUGCAUGAACUAAUGAAGCCUGCUUGGAUGAGUGGCAGAACAGUCCAGUUGCGAUCAAUUCAGUGCCCUGAGAAUGAAAUGACCUGGAUGAAUGAGCCUCGAGAGGUGGUAGAAAUGUUUUGGGGAAAUGAGACAAUCGAUCCUAGACGAUGUUAUUUCAUGGGGACAUCUGCUAAAGAUGACGCCACGUCACAAAUGAAAUGUCAGCGUUACUCCAUAAAUACUAGUAUCACCACAAAUAUCCUCUUUAUUUUUUAUACUUGUUAGCACAUCUGCCUCACAGUUCUGAGGACCAGGGUUCAAAUCCCGGCCCCGCCUGUGUGGAGUUUGCAUGUUCUCCCCGUGCCUGCGUGGGUUUUCUCCGGGCACUCCGGUUUCCUCCCACAUCCCAAAAACAUGCUUGGUAGGUUGAUUGAAGUCUCUAAAUUGCCCGUAGGUGUGAAUAUGAGUGCAAAUGGUUGUUUGUUUCUAUGAGCCCUGCGAUUGGCUGGCAACCAGUUCAGGAUGUACCCCGUCUCUCGCACAAAGAUGGCUGGGAUAGGCUCCAGCACGCCCGUGACCCUCGUGAGGAUUAGCGGGAAAGAAAAUGGAUGGAUGGAUGGAUGGAUGGAUUAUAUAACAUUGUUAUAUAGCAUAGAAUUUAAUUUAUACUGCUGCCAAAAUGUACAUAAUGUACUUCUGAACUUCAUCAUAUGAUCAUCUCUGAUGAUUUCCCUUGCAAUGCAUUUGAAUGUGGCUGUGGUUAGGGUAAUUUGAAGCUCAAUAAGUAAUGAAAUUAAAAUAUGAUUGCAUACUUGACGUGUAAAGAGGAUCAUGUUCGUGAUUUGCAGGAGAAGACGACAAACUUCUCAAACGUGACUAUAAAGACUGGCAAGGAGUUUGAAACAUCUGCAGCAAACUUCCUGCUAACUUAGGUACAUCCCAGGCCUGGCGGGGCAUAUUUAUUUUUAUGACAGAAUCAGUUACAGUAACUGCAGGGACAAGCCAUUUAUUUGGCAUGGAGAUAAAAACUAUAUCAUACUGACAGUUAUUGAGAAGAAAGUUGCCUGACGCAAAACUAAAAAGACAUUAGAUUAUGUGGCAGCAACAUACAAUGCUGUUUUAUUUUUUUAAAUGUUAGUUGAUUACACUGAAUAUAGCAGCAUGGUGGCCUAGUGGUUGGCACAUCUGCCUCACAAUUCUGAGGUUCUCAGUUCAAAACUCCACUCUGGCCUUUGUGUGUUUGGGUUGUUUAUUUCUGGGUACCUUCUCCAACAUUCGCAAAACAUACAGAUUAGGCUAUUUGAAAAUUCUAAAAUGUCCAUCGGUGUGAAUGUGAGUGUGAACGUGUGUUUGUCCUUAUGUGCGCUGCAAUUGCGCUGGACUGCGCUACGUUCUCGGCGUACCCCACCUCUUGCCAAAGGUCAGCUGGGAUAGGCUUCAGCUCACCCGUGACCCUAAUGAGGACAUGCUAUAUAGAAGAUGGGUGGAUGAUUUUUUGGAUUAUAUACACUGUAUAUAUAAUGGAAAUAAUAACAUCACAGUGAAGCGGCACACCUCUUGAGCUAGGGGGUGGUGGUGACUUGCUCAAGGGCACGUCACCAGUAGCCAGGGACCAGACUAGUGUUUUUUAUAUGUGGCUUUUUUUGUUUUGUUUUUUUUGUCUGUGACAGGACCGUUCCAUAUCUGUUGUUUCAGUUUCAUAGGAGCUACUGCCACCACAAUAUUAUAAUUCAUCACAAUCUGUUACAAUAUACUGGUCAACCUCCUAUUUCUGAUAUAAAAAUAAGUUUUGGGGAUGGGGUGUCAGAGUGCGAAGAUCAAGCAUUUGUUAGGCAAACUUGUUGACGGGGGCAAUUGAAAGUUGUUUACUGCGAGGGGGUGAGCUCGGAUGUGUUUCGUCUGUGUUGCUCUUCGUGGGGGGUCGGCUCCCAAUGGCUGCCACGUAAUUCGAACCCUGAUAACAUUUGUCUACCAGCCAGUGAAAGCAAUAUUCUAUUAGCACUAGCAUCAAGGAUAGCAUUUAGUUUUUACGUUUUAUCAUAAAGACCGUCUGUCUAAUAUCUGGCGUACUGUACUGUUAUAAUUGACAUGUGUUGUACAUACAGUAUGAGCAGGGAGGGAAAGGUCUGCAAAGCAUUAUACAGUAUAAUCAGGCACUAAAUGCACUAAUAACUAGCAAAACACUCAAAACAAUCAAUAAACCACUUUAAUACCACCUGUCAGACAAAGGGAAGUAGGCUACAAGAUCUCCAAAAUAAAUGUUUCAUGCCACAAUCCAAAGAAGGAACAAAUGAGAAACAAAGUGAGAAACUAAGUGAUUGAAAUGCGGCAGUUUGGAAAAGGGCACAAAGUCAGCGAACUACAGUCAGAGGCAUUAUCCACAAACAGAGAAAACUGGGAACAGUGGUAAACCUUCCCAGCUCGGCCAACCAAAAUUAUUCCAAGAGUGCAACGCCUCUUCCAGGAGGUUACAAAAGAAUCCAGAAUGACAUCCAAAAAACUUCAGGCCUCUCUGGCCCUCACUUAAGGUCAACCAGAAGAAAGACACAGGGCAAAAAUGGCAUCCAUGGGAGAGUUCCAAGACAAGAAUCACUGCUGACAAAAAAAGAACACAAAGGCUCAUCUCAGAUUUGCCACGAAACAAAAUGUUGAUGAUGCCCAAGCUCUAUGGAGAAAUAUUUUAUAGACAAAAUACAUUUUUUGAGGGUCUGCGGCCCACUGAGUCUGAUAUGAAAUAACAGCAUUUGUUAAAAAGAACAUAAUGUCAACAGUCAAACAUUAUGUUGGCAGUGUGAUGGUCUGGGGCUACUUUGCCAAUGCAGGACCUGGACGACUUGCUGUGAUCAACAAUAAAUUCUGCUGUCUAGCAGACAAUCUUGCACUCGAACAUCCUGCCAUCAGUACGUGCCCUCAAGCCCAAGUGCUUUUGGGUUUUGCAGCAGGACAACGACCUCAAUUCACUAGCAAGUACAGAUUUUUGUAGUGGCCACGUCAAUGUCCGGACUUAAAUCCAAUUGAGAUGAUGUCAUAUGACUUUAAACAGCCAAUUCGUGUUCAUAAACUCUCCAAUAUAACUGAGUUAAAACAAUUCUGCAAAUAAGAGUGGGUGAAAAUUCCUCAAUUGAGAUGUGAACGACAUCACGGGUUACAGUAUCACAAAAUAUUAAUUUCUGUUAUUGCUGCCAGGUGUUGCACAACCAGUUAUUAGGUUCAGGAGGCAAACUGUGUGUGAUAGAUACAGAAGAAAAUCAUACUUUUUCACAGCAGUGCAUACACAGCAUAAAUACUUGACAAUUUACAGUAAAAGCAAAUUGCACACAUUUAACACCUUUAGGGGGAACCCUCCAGCACCAAAUGCUAUUCAAUUUUAUAAUUUUUUUAUUUCUCUACAAUAAGGUGGAACAAUGUAUGUUGUGCUAGAGGACGAUAAGUAUUAACAAACAUGGAAAUACAUUGGAACUUGUUGCUGAGGACUGAGAAGCAGUUAAAUUCACAGCCACUCUGCUUUGUCAGGCAGCAGAUGUUCCAUUGUUAUGCUCGGCGGUGUAAAGUUGCCUCCGCCAAAGUUGGGACUUGGGACAUCUUUUGAAUGUAGCCCCAUUGAGUGCUGUCACCACCAACCCCCAGCGCCUUCUGCACCCCCAAGCUACUGAGGCAAGGGGGAUUUGCCCUCCCCCCACUCCACUCUAACCCCCUGCAGACCUCAUCUUUGUCGUCACGCAACCAUUAAAACCAUUAAAGCCUCCACCCCCACAAACACGCUAGGUAUCUACUUUAGUGCUUGUGUUCUUUGUGCCCCCCUUAGCCCCCUAAUCAGAUGAACCCCCCUCUCCACCCCCGCCACCACACACAUCAAAAGCCAAUUUAUUGACCAAUUACUGCAUUGUGAGAGUACAGGGGACAGUGUAUUUGCAUCCAAAUGCAUUUGAAUGCUUCCAAAGCAGAUACACUCUGAAACUCAUGCAGUGUUUUUGAUCAGAUUGGAACCGUUAAUGGAAUAUAUGUUGUGUAUGUACCCUUGGUCUGUAGCCAUCAGGGACUGCCACAGUGGAGCUUCUCUAAUAAAAAUGUGUCCUGCUAUACAACCUGUGUAUUAAGCACUGAAACCUAGACUAUUACAAGGCCCAGGAAACACACAGGCAGCACACAUUUCCUGUUUUUGUGUUGAGCCAAAUGGAGGCAGGAAGUGAGACAAACUGCGGUUCUGUGACUUUGACCCGCAGACACGAGUGAUCUAGAAGUGCUUGGCUGGACAAUCGCAUUUGAGAAAAGCAAUGGAAGCAAAUCAAAUUAAAUCACUUGAGUGCUCGGUGGAUACUUUUAGCGGUCUGUGCGCGACGUGUGACCUUCAUGCGGUUCCUCUCCCUCGGAGGGGAGCAAUCACACAUCUCAAGACCGUGUAUCAGAAUAUGUACAUGUACAUGUGCAAAUACUUUGUUACUGUACUUAAGUAGAGGUAGCUAAACUUGAGUAUUUGUUUUUCUAACAUCUUUUAUGCUCUUACAUUUGAAAACAGAUAUCUGUGCUUUUGACUUUUUCCAACUUCCGCGGAUGACGCCAAUGUCGUACAAAAGAUGUCAAUCGAGAGGUGAAGUCAACCACAAGUGAGAUCUUGAUUGAUUGAGAUCUUACUCUCGCAGCACGGGAAAAAAACAGGGUCAACAGCGACAUGGAGAAAUGUGACCCAGGAAGUAUUACCAACGAAAACAAGAUAUCCCUCAUCGAUUGUCUUAUUUCAGAGAAUUGUUUCAUGUUGUCGGCUACAAAAAUGAUUUGUGGCAAGUGUUUUGUCUUACCAGCUUCUGGUGUUUUAUAUUUAGCCAUUUGAUGUAAAAAACAAACAAACAAAAAAAAAACAUUCAAGUAAAGUGUAUUGUUUCCGUUAUCGUUAGCUAAAUUCGUUUUUUGUUUUUGUUUUGUUUUGCUCAUGCAGGAGCUGUUGUCAGUUCAGUUCAGUUCUGAUGAUCCUGUCAGAAUUGAGCUUGCAGGAAAGCUGUGUCCAGUGGCUAAUAACAAACUGGAGGUAUGUUUAAGGCUCUAAUAGACAUUCACAGUCUUGGGGGUGGGGCUUCGAUGAGGGGUAAGUAUAUCCUCUUUGUUCUGGUCCACUCCACUCACGCCUGCUUUUGUCUCCACCCACUAAGAGCCCAUCUCUCAACCGGAAGACGGGCGUUAUUUUGAUCGGGUGUGUUUCCAGGGCAACCAGUGCAGGUAGUGUAGAGUUGUUGAGCCACUACAGCUCAUCUGUUUUUUAAUUUUUUUAUCUUUUUUUUUUUUUGGUGAGUGUAUUUUGGUCGAGCAUUUCCCGCCACUGAGGCGGCAGCGAGGGAGGGGCGUGGCCUCAGGCGGUAUGAAGAAAGGCAGCCUCCUCACAGCCUCGCGCCAAAAUGCCGGCGUUAUUUAAAUGAGCUCAGUGGGUGCGGCCCAACUGUCUCCGUGUCCUGUAAACCCCAUGUGAGCUUCAGUUUAGCGGUCACAGCACAAAGCCCAUACAGGUCUCAUAAACAAAACAAAACAAACAUUAACUAAUGUUCUCCCGUCUUUCAGAUAAACAGCAGAGUCUCUUGUUUGAUCAAACUUUUAAAAAUAACAACCUUUUUUAGAUGAUUAAUAAUAUAUCUGUACAUGAUGUGCUUGAUACGCAUCCAGCAGAAAAAAAAAAGUGAACCCCCGUUUAUCGCGGAGUAUACACGCUCCAGACCCACUCGUGAAAGCUGAAAAUCUACGAUAGCCUAUGGCGAGACAAUAAUAAUAAUAAUAAUAAUAAUAAUAAUAAUAUAUACAUAGUUUAACCCCUCCUACACAGUUUAAACACAUUUAAACUUAUUAAAGCACACUUAAACCUAUUAAUGCACACUUAAAAAAAAAAAAAAGUAUUCCUUAGCACCUGUUCUCACCUUUCUCCGUCAGGAAAUGGGAGGUUAUCUUAUUAUAUCACUUUGAGGAAAUGAAACGCUAACUCUCACUUAGAUUGUUCCACAAAUAGGAGGCGAAUCGUACUUGCCUCGAGCUGUUUAUGUCACUCCCAGUUGAAUUUUACUGUAAAAUUAACACAUAAAACAAAAUAGAAUGAAACAUUAUAUAUUCAAAUGUCAAAAUGUUCAACCAAACAAUAUAAUUUCGUCUAAAAAAAAAAAAAAAAAAGUCCGCUAGCUUAAUGCUAACAUAUAAUGUAAAAAUCUGGAGACAGGCUAACGGAAAUUAGCAUAGUUAUGCUGCAUCUACAGUACAUGCCGUAGAGCUCAGUUCUGCCUGGCAAGUUGUGGCACAACAACUUGGUACCAAAAUGAAAUGUUGUGCCGUGAACAACUCUAAAUUCAGUUGGUCUCUUAAUCUCUUAAUGUAAGAAGAGCGUGGUUGUGUACCUGCUCAGUGCUUUAUUUUAUGAUCUGGUGCUAUAUAAAUAAAAUUGAUUUGUAUUUCAUUGAAGUAUUGAAAGCAUUUAGACUUCCUUGUAAAGUGUACAAAUGCAUUAGGAAGGCAAUAUGGCGGAGGUUUUGCGAAAGAUGAAUAGCGAUGUACACAAAAUGUAGCUGUCAGCACGAGGAACUGGUGGUUAGCAAGUCUGCCUCACGGUUCUGACCUUCGGGGUGCAACUCACAUAUCAGACCUUCCUGUGUGAAUUUGCCAUGUUCUCCGCCUGCUUACGUGAAUUUACGCCAGCUUCCUACCACAUUCCCAAAACAUGUAUGUGAGAUUUAUUAAGGACUCUAACUUGUCCAUACGUCUGAAUGGUUGUCUGCCUGUAUGUGCCCAGUGAUUGACUCAUGGCGACCAGGAUUCAUGGCCUUUCACUCAAAGAAGCGCCAUGGAAAAUGGACGGGUAUUAGUUAUUCCAAAAAUAAUGAAAACCAAAAAAUUGCUUUUGUUUUUUGAAUUUGGGCAAUUACAAUUUAAGCUGAUUGACCAAAUCCAUUCAACUACAUUGUACAGUACAACAUAUACAUAAACUUCCUCCCUUGUUGGGGCUUUCCUUCCCUUUGUUUUUUUUUUGUUUUUUAUUUCUUUUGUCUGCAGAAAGAAUGACCUGAAGAGCUGAGCGCGGCAGUUGACAUACUCGCCUGUCCUCUACUGCUCUCUAGUGGCUGCAAAACACAUCUCAAAGCACAUCAAAAUACGCACUUUUUAAAAUGUCUGUCUUUUAUUAUUAAAUUUUUUCAAUGCAAUCUUUUUCACUGCAUGCCAAUACUUGUGUCUUUGUUAUACGUGUCUUCCUCGCCAUUGCUUAUUGUCCAUAGUUAAAAAUGAAGAGACACACAUACACUAUUGCUUCCUCAUGCUGUUCAUUAUUAUUAUAUUAAUGAAUUGUAUUUUUUAGAAAAUUGUAUUCAGCAUAUUCAUUCAUGGUAUUCUAAAAUCUAAGGGACUAAGACUGCAAAGCUGAAGCUACAUGUCUUACAUGCAUCACAUUUCCCCAUUUUUCAAAGGCAAUGUUGUACUGUAUGUAUUAUUCCCGUAAAAUAAACAUUAAUGUAUUUGUAAUUUUAUGUCAUUAAUAAUUAAAGUAAAAAGUAAGACACACACUAGGUAGACAAUCGACCCCCCCCCCCCCCCCCCCGCAAUAUUGCUUAGACCAGGAGUGUCAUUUACGUCGUUCACGAAAAUAGGGCCCAUAGUGUCUAUCCCCAGCAGUACAAGUGCAGUAAGCCUGGUUGAAAUGUAGAUUUCAUUUCCAAUGCCCUGGAUAGAAAGGCACGGGGAGAACACGCAAACUCCACACAGGCGAGGCCGGGAUUUGAACCCCAGUCCUCAGAACUGUGAGGCAGAUGGGCGAACCAGUCGCCCACCGUGCUGCCCUGUUGGUUUUCAUCAGUCCAAAUUUCUGUCCUUUUUUGUUACACCCCUUUGAAUGAUAACUGAAAUGUUCCCUAUUUGUCCAUCAACGAGUUGUUGUUAGCCUGUGGACAAAAGUAUAGGGACACACAUCUUUGUUAAUUAAUUCAUUGUAUCUGACCGGGGGAACCGAGGGGCUACUACGGAUUCAGAAUUGUCUGUGUAUAUUUUAUAUGUGAUCACAUGUGGUUCAAAUUGUCUAAGCUUGGAACAGUUCUUCCAAAAAUAAAUGGUAAAACGUUUUCCAAUCUUAGUGAAGUUAGGAAAUCUUUUCCCCCUCAUAGAUUCAACGUCUAAGAUUCAAAGACCGAGGCGACAGUCGUGUAUUUAGGUAUUAAAACGGAUUUUAAACAAGAUUUCAGCCAUCCUAAAGACCUAAGACUAAGUUGCAAGGGUUAGGCGUUGGUGACACACAGAAGUAGUACAAUUUGUUCAACCUUUUUAUUCCGCUGUGUGACGAACAAAGCAGGAAAUUACACAUCCUGAGUAAUUCAUCUACAGUUACAUGAUUUUACUGGCUGCAAUGGUGUCACUUGUGGAGCAUCAUUUAAAGGAUUCUAAAUAAAUGGAGAUGUCUACCAAGAUGUCUACUCAGCAUCUUCUACCCAGAAGCCCUUUCUGUACUGCUCUAAAUUGGUUUGUAGUUAAAUUAAAAGACAUUUAAUCUCUUCAAAGCACGUUGUGCACUUUCAUCUUUGUUUCAUGGCUCGCGUAUGUGUUUAUCUUACUGAUGCACAUGCAGCGGUGUCAAGGUACACUAAUACGAGAGCUGCAGACUACUGUAAUAUGUCGCUUCCUCUCAUUUACGAAACUAGAUAAUGUAUGUAGUUUACAAACGUCUCAGUUCUACCGCAGUGCAUACUUCAACCACAAUGAUAAAAGUCCUUCAGAUCGCAUUGUGCAGGUGUACCUAAUGAAGUGGCCAGUAGGUCUACACUGAAUGCUGUUCCCAAAUCCAAUCACAUCCGAGAUGUAGGUGUCGCUCCCAGCCAGUCUGUGGCUGUUGCCUGGCAACACCAAGUGCCGCUUUGGUGGCAAGAUCCUGCAGGGGCUCACAUAAGAAGAGGUGAGACAAAAUCAAAAAUGAGCCGGGAGGGUGGGUGGAGCUGUGGGGAGAUAUACAACAAUAUCUUCAUGUGAACAUAUCAAUUGAAUAUAAAAUAUAUAUAUAAGAACGUUGAAGGUAUUGUGACCUUGCUCAACUUUGACACAUCAGUCAUCCAAUCAUGCAACAAGCGUCUGUCACCCUCAGUCAGAUGCUCUGCUGCUGCUCCAGGGAAGUCAACACUGAAAGGGUUAAAAUAAGGGGGAGGGCGCCAAAUGACUGGAAGUCACUUGUGCGGAUGAGAGGAAAGAGAAGCAUAGAAGAAGUCCAAGAAAUGGUGAAUGCUCAGGAUGCUGGGGGGGAGAAGGGCUGUCAGGAAUGUGGAUUUUCCUGGAAUGAGUGCACAUCUCUCGCCAUUCUUUCAGCAUGUUAUUCCUUUCCGGAGUGUUCAGCCGUGCUGCUGCUGUCUGACUGAUCUCGUAUGCUGAGUGCAUGGGGGCUCGGCUCAAAUCGUGAAUGUGCAUGAGUGAGACAGCACUUUGGUGGCAACUCCUGGCACACUGGUAGGACGUGAAAGUACCAGAAAACUGUGUUUUUUUCCCCCCAAAAUGAAUUUGAGCAAUGGAGAAACUUCGACCGUCAGUGGACAGAACAAAAAUGGUCCAAGUGGCAGCUGGGAAGAUAGCAAAAGACUUGUGAAGCCCUCCACUCCGACUCGGAAACCUCAACCAGCUCUGGAGGCUGUCAACAAUCGACUGCGGGAGCUUUAUUCGCAGAGCGAGGAGCUGUUUGACGUGGUGCUCGUGACAAACAACCACGCGUACGUGGGCCUCCGACUCAUCAAUACCAUCAAUCAUCAUCACUUACUGAUCGAGCGCUUUUGUAUGACUGGAGGAAACAGUCCCAUAGGUUACUUGAAAGCCUACCACACAAACUUGUACCUUUCUGCUGAUUCUGCCAAGGUGCGAGAAGCUCUGGAAGAAGGGAUUGCAGCGGCCACCAUGUUCACCCCAGAGAAGAUGACGGAAGUGUCGGAGACUCAGCUUCGCGUCGCCUUUGACGGCGACGCUGUCCUCUUCUCAGACGAGUCGGAACGCAUUUUCAAGGCCCACGGACUGGACAAGUUCUUUGAGCACGAAAAGGCUCAUGAGAACAAGCCUCUGGACCAUGGCCCACUGAAAGGCUUCCUGGAGGCUUUGGGAAAACUACAAAGGAAGUUUUUUGACAAAGGCCUGCGCAUGGACUGCCCUAUCCGCACAUACCUGGUGACCGCUCGCAGUGCCGCCAGUUCCGGUACCAGAGCCUUAAAAACUCUACGGUCGUGGGGCCUGGAGAUCGACGAGGCUCUCUUCUUAGCAGGGGCGCCCAAGGGACCCAUGCUGGAGAAGAUCAGGCCGCACAUUUUUUUUGACGACCAGAUGUUUCACGUGGAAGGGGCGGCCGAGCUUGGCACGGUGGCCUGUCACGUUCCCUAUGGCGUUGCGCAGAGAGCUGCAAAGAAAUGACUUCUUGAACACUUUGAUGGAGAAACACUUGGAAGGAAACUGCUUCGGCAUGAUGGUGGAUCUGCUCCAGAAUGUAAAAGUUAUUUCAGAAAAUCUAUGCUAAUGUGGAUUCAAAUCAUUGCACAUGAAAAAAUUGGAUUUAAUGUCAGACUCUAUAACAUUUGUUUUGCUUAAACUUAAUGUAAAUUUGCUAAAUGUCAUUGUCAUUUUGCGGAUUUUUAUUUUGAUCUUGCAUGUUAGUGGCAUGUUGUUCAUGUGGUUGAUUGUAUUUUACCAUUACCAAUUUGGUAUGUUGUGAAAUAAAAUAAAAUUAAAAAAACAUGAA